Messenger RNA from Acaulospora colombiana, 756 nucleotides. The record is from the annotation of a GenBank genome assembly. NCBI's taxonomy places the organism in Eukaryota, Fungi, Glomeromycota, Glomeromycetes, Diversisporales, Acaulosporaceae.
UCCAGUUUCUGCGACUGAGAUUCUAGUUGGCCGUCAAAAAAGAUACUCGAGCUCCCUUCUAUCGAUCAGCGCUACUUCAUUCGUCAGAUCCUGCGUCAUUCCUCAAACGAACAACACCCACCAAGGCGUAACUCGUUUUCCAACUUCUAGCUUAACCACCACAACACUCAGAAACAUGUCUCGCGACGUUUCCAGCCAAUCCAACAUUGCCAUCUCAAAGACUACGGACCAGGAUGGUAGUUUUAACCGGAGACCUUCUACUUUCCGUGAUGUGAUCGAAAAAGGAGGAAAACACGAACCGGAAAAGGGCCGCUACCAUCUCUACGUAUCGUAUGCGUGCCCAUGGGCUCACCGAACGCUCAUCAUGAGAAAGCUCAAGGGUCUUGAGGAUUUCAUUGAUGUGACCGUCGUGUCUCCUCGUAUGGGCGAACAUGGUUGGCCAUUCGCCAAUGUGGAUCCCUACCCUGGUGCCGGACCCGACCCAGUCGCCGGAGCUGAGCACAUUAAGGACCUUUACUUGAAGGCUUCUCAGAUCGUGAACAAUGAAUCUUCAGAGAUCAUCCGUAUCCUCAACACGGCAUUCAAUGAACUCAUUCCUGCGGACAAGGCUGCCCUCGACUUUUACCCUGAGCAACUCCGAAGCGAGAUUGAUGCCUCCCAUGAGUGGAUCUAUCCCACCAUCAAUAAUGGUGUGUAUAGGUCUGGCUUUGCCACCUCUCAAGGUGCCUACGAGACCGCCGUCAAAGCCCUCUUCGA